Messenger RNA from Cygnus olor (mute swan), 8113 nucleotides. It is a transcript of the gene SPATA13, whose product is annotated as spermatogenesis associated 13. The coding region runs from base 170 to 4219 and encodes 1349 amino acids. The transcript has 13 exons. The record is from RefSeq and is a predicted model, not a curated record. NCBI's taxonomy places the organism in Eukaryota, Metazoa, Chordata, Aves, Anseriformes, Anatidae. Gene Ontology annotation, molecular function: protein binding; guanyl-nucleotide exchange factor activity.
AAAGCUGGACCCUUACAGCUGUUUCAGGCUUCAGCUUUGAUCAUAACAUUAUGGGUUUGCUGAACGUAUAGCGCAGCGUGACAGGAGACUGGCAGCAUGUACACAAGUGAGCAGUGUGGCCAUCGCUGAAGAUUUCUGCCCCGGGUCCGAGGCUACUGGAAUACAAACCAUGUUUCGGGUCACCUUCAAUGUGGUGACAGAGAAAGUUACCUUCACCUUGGCAGCCUGCCCCUCUGUCACAUGGAAGGCAGUGCAGCCUGAGGAGCUCACCUCACCCGGCGAACGUGGAAGCAAGAGGAGCCAGGGUGCAGCAGAUGAAGGACAGGCAGCGAGGGCGGCUGCUGGAGACAGCAGCGUGGCUUUGAGCUGCCCCAGCCUCUGCCUCCAUGCGUACAGCAUCGAGGGCAUGACCACAUUUCAGAAUGGCGGCACCACCGUCACCUGUAUAGUGAUGGAUAAUAAGGAGCCCCCAAACCUGACAACCUCUGUCAGUCGUAAUGGGGGGUACAGCACCGGCACCGGUCUUGAAGAGGAAAUACAAGAUGAGAAACUCAGCCCUUCCAAAAUCAUGCGCUUUUUCUCCACCCCUCGGAAACGGGCGAAUUCCAGCUCCGACAGGCCUCGGUCUCUGAUUUUGAUGGGCAACUCUUCCACGUGGAAUGCUCUGUCUUCCAUCAGGAAAAUGGGGUCUUUCAAGAAGCUGAAAUCGUCCGUUCUCCAAGGGAUUCAAGCAAGGGAAUGCUCAGAUAUCCUAAACGAGAACAGUGUAGGCAAGAACAUUUCAAAUGGGGCAGUGGUGAGAGUUCAGACUAACAGGUACUCCUAUUCGGGACCUUUACAGGAUUUGCAGAGCACGGUUGAUGGUUUGGCUUCUGACUGCUCUGAUGCGGAGGAGAGCGAUGAGUCUUUCCUGAGGAACACUCACCGCUCACGCAGCAUCAGGCGGGCUUACGGUGCCGGCCGCAUAAACUUGCUGGACGCAGAGAAAGCCCAGAGCCAUCACAACGGCACGAGGCCAACGUCUCCCGUCCUCGCGGAGCCAAAGAUCUGUGAGAUUUUAGUGAAAGAUUCUGAAAAUAACAGGAUCGUUUAUCGAAGAAGCAAAAGUUCGGAUAAUUUAAACUUUCUGAAGAAAAGCUCGUUCAAACGGAAGUCCACCUCAAACCUUACCGACCUCAAGGCUGCAAAUGAAAAACAAAUGACAGCAAGGACUGCGAGUGCUACUUCUGCUGACUCGGACAAAACCAGCGGGAACCCCGAGAGGAGAUCCAAGCGGUGGAAGAGCCCCAUCAGGGCAAAGGAUUUUGACCGAGUUUUGAAGCUUGUCAGCAACGUUGCAGAUGUCGCGUGGAAGAAGGAUGGCUCUAAAAGCACAGCUCCUUCUCCCAGCGAGCAGUCCCAGAGAACGAGGUCGAACAGCAGACUGCACGAUGACUACUCCCGCAGGGUUUCCAGUAGCACUGAUCAUGACAGAAAGAGAUGCACCUCCUCGAUAUCUAGUCCAGACUCUUCCUCACCAGGAACACCUUGCCUGAAGAGCCCCGCAGCUGCUCAGGAUAAAGAGGCUGAAAUGAAUGUAGCUGGUGCUGAAGACAAAAACCUCAGGACAUCUUCAGGUUUCCCAGAAUCUGAUAGCUUGUCGCCGACUCUGAGUGACAUCGGGCCGUUUCCCAAUGAAGUGUUUGAUACGGACUCGGAUGAACCGAAAGCUGCCCAGCAGUUUACAUGGGAAGCUGAAAAUCCUCACGUUCCUGUCAGGCCAACUGCUCCAAAACCUCAGAGCCCCAGUGUGGAGAAGGUCAAGUGCAAUAUGGAUUUCCAGUGCCCAGACCAUCACAGCACGCUGUCGCUGAGCUCAAUGGAAAGCGAGGAGAGGGGCGAGGUUGCCGGGCUGAAGCUGGGCAGGAAUCCUGUCUGCUUCCAGGACGCCGUGCAAACCGUGUACUACGAUGAUGGAAACGAGGACAGUGGCAUAAGCAGCCACUCUCAGCUGAGCCUCAAUUUAGCCCCUGGUGCAGAAGAAAAAAAGGAAGAGGUUGUUUCUGAUGACCACUGGAAGAAGUCCUCAUCCCAGGAUGAAGAAAAGACAGACACACAGAAGGUCACACCCAGGAGAUGGAGCUCUGGAAAAAGGUCUCGGCCCAGACCUCUCUCAGACUAUGGCCAAAUGUCAAUCAGAAGUAUCUCUAUACCUGAAGAUGCAGUUGCUGUGGAGUCACAGAAGACAGACUGCACAGAUGGAGAAAAUCAGCCACGACUGGCUUCUGUUGGGUCUGCGAUCCAAAGCAAUACAGUAGGCUACAACAGAGGGCGAAAAAGAAGACCCAUCUCUGUAAUAGGUGGGGUCAAUUUCUAUGGAAGCGGUCCAGCAGAAGAAAUCGAAGGUCUGCUGACACAACCUGCCACACGGCCGCCGGUUCCUGCACACCAGGUGCCCCCCUACAAAGCCGUCUCUGCCAGGUUCCGCCCACUCACCUUCUCACAGAGCACCCCCAUCGGCCUGGACCGUGUUGGGCGACGGCGGCAGAUGAGAACAUCUAAUGCUGCUGCAGAUGGUGGGACUGAAUCCUCAGCGUUGGUGGAUGACAAUGGCAGCGAGGAAGAUUACAGUUACGAGGAACUCUGCCAAGCCACGCCGAGGUACCUACAGCCUGGAGGGGAACAGCUAGCCAUUAAUGAGCUGAUAAGCGAUGGCAGCAUUGUCCAUGCAGAAGCUCUCUGGGACCAUGUGACUAUGGAUGAUCAAGAGCUGGGUUUCAAAGCUGGAGAUGUCAUUAGAGUCCUAGAAGCUUCCAACAAAGACUGGUGGUGGGGAAGAAUUGAGGACAAGGAAGCCUGGUUUCCAGCUAGCUUUGUCAGGCUGCGAGUUAAUCAGGAAGAACUGCCAGAAAAUUGUAGUAGUAUCCAGGAUGAAGAACAAGAUGCAGAUAUCAGCAAACAUCGUCAGAAAAUAGCUGAAAACAAGGAUCAGAUGAGAACCAACGUUAUACAGGAAAUUAUGAACACAGAACGAGUCUAUAUCAAGCAUCUCAAGGACAUCUGUGAGGGUUAUAUUCGGCAGUGUCGCAAACAUACAGGAAUGUUCACCACAGCCCAGUUAAGCACCAUUUUUGGAAAUAUUGAGGAUAUUUACAAAUUCCAAAGAAAGUUUCUGAAGGAUCUUGAGAAACAGUACAACAAAGAGGAACCUCAUCUGAGUGAGAUAGGAUCAUGCUUUCUUCAACAUCAAGAAGGCUUUGCUAUUUAUUCAGAAUAUUGUAACAAUCAUCCCAGUGCCUGCAUUGAACUUUCCAAGCUAAUGAAACAGGGCAAAUACCGUCACUUCUUUGAGGCCUGUCGUUUGCUCCAGCAGAUGAUUGACAUUGCCAUUGAUGGUUUUCUUCUCACGCCUGUUCAGAAAAUCUGCAAAUACCCUCUGCAGCUUGCAGAAUUGCUCAAAUAUACCACUCAGGAGCACAGUGAUUAUAACGACAUAAAAGCUGCAUAUGAGGCUAUGAAGAACGUAGCAUGCCUGAUCAAUGAGCGAAAACGAAGACUGGAAAGCAUAGACAAGAUAGCGCGUUGGCAAGUGUCUAUAGUAGACUGGGAGGGCCCAGAUGUGUUAGCCAGAAGCUCGGAACUCAUCCACUCAGGAGAACUGACCAAAAUAUCAAAGCAAGGCAAAAGCCAGCAGAGGACUUUCUUCCUUUUUGACCAUCAACUUGUGUUCUGUAAGAAGGACCUAUUGAGGAGGGACAUCUUGUAUUAUAAGGAUCGUAUUGACAUGGAUGAGAUGGAACUUGUAGACACUGAAGAUGGCAGAGACAAAGACUUUAACAUUAAUGUCAAGAAUGCCUUUAAGAUAAUAAACAGAGCAACAGAAGAGAUUCAUUUGUUCUGUGCAAAAAAGCAAGAGGAUAAGAAGAGAUGGAUGGAGGCAUGCGGAAGUGAAAGGAGAAGAGUUCAAGAAGAUAAGGAAAUGGGAAUGGAAAUCUCAGAAAACCAGAAGAAACAAGCCAUGCAGAAUGCCCGUAAGUCAAGGCAUGGAAAAAUGAAAGGUGUAAGCUAUAACGGGUGUCCUAUGCCUCCUCCACACCAAAGCUUGCAUCCCAUCCAUCAGCGCCACAUCACCGUGCCUACCAGCAUCCCACAGCAGCAGGUCUUUGCCCUGGCAGAACCCAAGCGGAAGCCGUCCCUCUUCUGGAACACCUUCAACAAACUCACCCCAUUCAAAAAGUGAGAGGGCAGGGCCUGGGAAGGACACUAGCACAGGGGGACUUAUUCCAAGGAAGGACCUUGGAGACACAGAUAAGCUUAUUUGAGCUCAGUGAAUCUCCAGUUUUGGAGGAAAAACCUUAGGCUCCCUUGAGCCAGAAGUACCACCUUUGUCUAGAAGAAUGAAGAUCCUCAGCGCUGCUCUGAAGUAAAUGUUGCCAAGUGUCAGCAUUGCUGAUGAAGAGUGGUUCCCCUUCUGACAAAGACAACUUGCUGUUACUCUGAAGCAGCAGUAUUGGAUCUGUUUCUUAGUUAGGCUGAAAUAAUGAUGGAAUCAUGCAGGUCAUUGUAACAUUUCGUUUUUCUUAAUCUUAUACUGAUGGCCAAAUUUAGGAUAGGGAGGAGUUUUUCUUUAAGGGUAUGUCAGCAAGGAAUCUUGGGAGAGUUUUCUCCUUUUGGAGAACUGGGCAGGGGCCACUCAUUAAAAUCGAGUGGACAGAUCCCAUAUGAUUAACACACUGAUGCAGAAUUUGGUGCACCCUAACCCUUCCUGUCUUUUUCUAUUAAAUUGCCAAAUGGCAGGAGAACGUCCCGCAAGGCCUUAUCAUAUUCCAGAUUGGAACGGGGAAAUUUUAUUCUGUCAUGUAGAAACAUGGACAGAGUGCAAAAGGGACUACAACGAUGUGUGCGUUUCUUGCAUACAAGUGGAAACAAGAGGAGCCAAGGGCAUCUCUGAUUUCUUUCAGUCAGAGCAAUGUACUGCUUGCAUGUAUGCUCUUCAGUAUAGAGCUUUUAUAUCCCUCUUUGCUCACCUCUUAGACUGGGAGACGCUUCUUUAUAUUUCCAAUAUGCUUAUUUCUCUGUGAAAAAAAGUAUUUUUUGUUUAUUUUUUUUGUAUUGGAGAUAAUGUGAAUGUACAAAGUCGGAGUUGAGACAGUAUGAUCUGACCGCUGACUGCUGUCUGUGUUGCAUAGUUUUCACGCUUUGUACUCUUUAUUCAUAUAGCUUCACUUAGAAAAUGGAUGAAUGGUAAUGUAAAUAUCUCCAUUAAGUUCUUGAAGCAGUCUGGAUCCAUGACUCUUCUACACGGGCAAUCAACAGUGGGUUGUGACCAAUUAUUUCUUCACUAAGAGAGAAGUUCUUACUGGGAGGGACAAAAAACUGUGUGGACCUGAGAUGGAUUUUUGUGUCAGAAUCAUCAGUCUGUGUUGGAAGGGGAAGGACCUGACUUGAGCAAGGUCAGCUCUGGUCAGCGUCUGCUGAUCUACAUCGAAAUAAUUGGCCCAUGACAUGAAGUUGAUUUGGUAGACUAACUUUUGAAAUGCCACCAAGAAGAAAACAGGAUCUUGAUAUUUUCAGCACUGAUCAUUUCUGCUUGAUAACUCACUAAGGAUGACAAGACUGCUGGUAAUAUGGAAGGAAAGAAAAACUCCAUAUGUUUCAGAACUGAUUUGUUAUGAAUGUCUUUCAGAUAUCCUAUGCUGCUGAUUAGGGGCAUUAUUAGAUGAUAAGGAUAGAUCCAAGAGUAUUCUCUUGACAAGGGACACAAUCAGCUUUGUCAUGAAUCUGUAAUAUAUGAAGAACAAACAAUGGGCUAGAGGCCAGGCAUCUUAAAAACAAUGUAAAAAAAAGCCUUAUUUUAAACAUGUAUUUGUUCCUGCUACUAUUGUUACCUCUUUAUUUUUAUUUAUCGUCAGUGUUGUGAAGCCCACUAGUCUGAUGAUCUUGUGAUUUGAUAACUUUGUGGCAACUUCUGCAAAGCCCAGGUUUGUAGUUUUGAUUUUGAAUGACAUCUUUGACAACUGUACAUUUCAAAUGCCUUGUGUAUAUAGCUCAGCAAUAAUGCAAAGUCUGGUGAUGCUCAGCCAAAUCGUUCACUGCGUAGUGAACUUCGUUGCUUGCGCUUUUCCAUAGCAAUGGAAGAUGACCUGAAACAGCUAAAAACUGGAAAUAUGCACUGACAUUUUCAAUGACUCAGCUUAAAGAAACUGCACAGGAAAGUUAGUGAAAAAGAGCUGUCUGGGUUCUGUUUUCCUUUUCAUGUUUAAAACAAGCCAUCUCCUUUCAGACUUUUUUUUUAAAAAGCAAAUUCUGAAUACUCAAUUUAAACAGAAGAAACAGACUUCCAAAUGCAGGCGUGGAUCCAUGCUCUUCCACUUAAAUGAGCAACCCUUUUGUGUUUCUUAUAUACCCAUUUUUCUGGGUACUUGCCAUAUUCAGGCCUGCAAACCAAAGUGGUGCACGUACCAUGGAAGUGGAGACUUCCUUUUUUUUUUUCAUAAUCCCAUUUUGAAAGAUUUUUUUUAGAUUUUUAAAAAAGUUGGAUUGCAGUGCACACCCAGAAGCUUGCCCAGCUUGACCUGAAGACGUUAUGAGAUCCACACAUACUUACAUAUUUGUCUUUGAAAAAAAGAUUUUAAGAUGUAUCUUCUGACAUGUCAGUGCCCAUAAAGGCGCUUCCCAUGUAGUGCUGGUGCCUUAGCCCUAAAAAUGAACAGAAAUGUUUGCCUUUGGUUUUGGAUGCAGCAGUUUUUUUUCUCAAAGAGAACUUAAUUUCAGAGAGAGAAAAAGCAAAUGUUUCAUGUUGCAGAUUACUCAGGACAGUUUUAUAUAUAGUGCCCUACAUACAGAUGUGGUUGUUUUGUAAUAUUCUCUGUGUCUUUCUUUGCAAUCUGGUCUUCGACAGAUCGAGGAUGCCAACACAGUAUGCAUUUUAUUGGGCUAUAUGUCUAUUGGUCAAGGAAUGUGCUGGCUAUGCAGCAAGACUGAUAAAGUUAUGAUAAGAAUAGUCAAAUUUAGACUACACCAUAAUCUUUUAAUCAAGUUAUAAUUAAAGGAAAACAGACAAAUUAUCCAACAAUUAAGGCAAAUAUUUACUUGGGGGUCGGCCUGACUUCAGAGUCUCUGGGGAAAAGGGUUGCAAAUAAAAUUUUAAAGUUUGUAUUCUAGCACCUCUUCCCUUGAGCAGAACCUGACAGUCCUGAUCUUCCUGAUGACAAAACUUUUCAAAAGGUGUCUUUUCCUCUCACUUUUGCAUGCUUUAAGUUGCUGUAAAAUAUUCUAGGGCAACUACUAAGCAUAUUUGUGCCUCGUUUAGCUAAAGCACAGCCAGAGCCUUCCUGAUGGCCUGCUGAGCAGAAAACCUCAGACUUUUUGCAUGAGAUGCAGUAAAAUAUAAUUGUCCUCAAAUGUGUUCCCACUGAGUUAGGAGAAUGCCAAACCAUAAUUGCAUCUAACUCAGAGCAUUUGAUGUAUAAAAUAAUAAGAUUGUUUUACAAGUGGCUCUUGCCAUGCUAAAUUUCAUGUUGAGUUUUAGUGGUCAGUGUAAUAAAGGAGUUCAAAGACAGACUACUCAAAUGUUCCACAUUUUAGUUGUCUUUUGAAAAUAAUUAUAGCAGAGUUUUGGAGCCAAAGGUCUUUAGCCAUAACUAACACAGUAUCUUUCUUUGACUGCCUUUCUGCUUUUUUUUUCUAUAUGUGGCAUUUGUUUGUAGGAGAUGCUUUCUGAAUGAUCUCUAAUUUAAAACGAUUGGUUGUAAAUACUAGGGAUGACUUGCAUAUGUAUUUUAUUUUGACAAGUGUUUUGUAACGUUUUAUCUUACAUCCAUUGCUUUGUGCAUCUUACCAUCUGUGUGCUGUUACACGUUGUAAAUCAAGUGUCCUGGCUACAGAGCAGAUGAAUUGGCUGUUGACGGCUGAAACACUAUGUAUAGGACUGCAGUAACUUGAUGUGUAUUUGUUCUGAAGUAAUUGCAUUACAAGAUUUAUUUACUCUUGGAACAUUGUCAAAUGAAUCUAUUUUCUGGAAAUAAGUACAAACUUACAUUCCCAUUAUUUUUCUCUUAUUGUACAUGUUUUAAUUAAAUAAUGUACAGCUGAAGUUCCUCAGCUGUGUCUUAUAAAACUUUAUUGUACAGUU